GAGAUGGAAAGUGAUUCAUUAUCAUAGAUGAAAAUGUCAAACUGAUGAUAAAAGAUCAGCAGUGAAUGUUAUUUGUUUAAAGGCAGGAUGCGUCCUGAGUUUUGAGUGUCUGAGGUAAAGCGCAAACAUUCAUCUGUAAUUUAGAGGAACAUUACCCAUGAACAGAGAUAAAUACAAGGGUUUAUUGCUAAUAUAGAGGGGGACUUGCGAUCAUAACUCAACCAUAAGACAACAAACUGUAUAUAUCUACCUGUCCACUUACCUCAUGGCCCACUGACUCCUGGAACAUCCCAGUUAAUCAUUUACUCCUGAUGGGCUUUGUUUUGACGUGGAUCAAUACUGGUCAUAAGCACACCCACACACACACACACUCGAACAGACAAAUAAAGAGAGAGUGUGGUACACAUCACAGGACAUGCAGCCCCAUACGGUGAAGGAACACAACGAUCAUACAGGUUUAGAUUAACCAGGCAGACAUGAAGGGAAAGGCAUCUAAGCAAUGAACCACUUGGAUUUAUGUUGAGUGUCUGAUGGCUCAGUUCUUGCUGCAUCAUGAUUUACAUCCCAGGGGUGAACACCUCAGACAACAACAGCCUGACUACUGACGGCAGUGAUUCGGCUCUAUUUCACAGCAAUACUAUUAAAGUUUGUGUACUGUGUCUGCUCCUACCCAUCCCCAUCUUUGCCAUCAUGGGAAAUCUUUUGAUCAUGGCUGCAGUGGCACGUUUCCAAAGCCUUCGGACACCCACCAAUGCUUUUGUGGUUUCCCUGGCAGUGGCUGACUUCCUGGUUGCUGUGCUGGUGAUGCCUUUCAGUCUGGUGCGAUCCAUCGACGGCUGGUACUUUGGGCAUUGCUUCUGCCAAGCUCACUUCUUGCUGGACAUGUCUUUCUGUACAUCCUCCAUUUUUAAUCUCAGCUGUGUGGCGCUGGACCGAUACAUAGCAGUGUGCGACCCACUGCACUAUCUUUCCCGAAUGUCUCCCAAACGUGUGGCCCUGUUGCUGCUGCUCUGCUGGAUCCUGCCUCUGAUCAUCUCUUGCCUUUGCGUCUCCUUCGGCAUGUACACCCAGUCGCCUCCUGCUGCGGAAAGCAGCGUCACACAGCAGGAUACUCAGACCUGUCAGGCCUCCUUUCAUAUCCCCUACGCCUUUGCAACCUCAGCCAUCUCUUUCUUCAUCCCCACGGGUUUCAUGCUGUUUGCCUAUGGCAAGAUUUUCAUGGCUGCCCAGAGACAAGCGAGGUGGAUUCAUGCAAUCGAGCACCAUACUGGGCAGCUUCAGAUGAAUCAGAGCUCCAUGAGGACUGACCCCACAAGACGAGUCCAUGUGGAAAGAUAUUCUCUGAAGAAGGAAAGGAAGGCUGCUAAGACAUUGGGUCUGAUCAUGGGGGUCUUUCUGUUGUGUUGGCUUCCUUUCUUCUGUGUGAAUGUGGUCCACCCUCUGAAGGGCUACAGCAUCAACCCCCUCGUCCUGGAGGCCUCCAUGUGGCUUGGAUACGCUAACUCUUCUCUGAACCCUUUUCUCUACGCCUUAUUCAACAAGAACUAUCGUCAUGCAUUUGUAACCAUGUUGGGUUGUGGGUCGUUGGGUAGGCACUUACGAGCAGGUUUGGAAUACUCACAUUUUUUUAGGCAAACACACACUGUUGUUACCUUAGAGACUAUUUCAAGAUGAUCAUUCAAUGUUAUAUUUAAUUUAAACAUUUUAAGAGUAGGGUUUGAAAGUCCAGUCUAAACAGAAAUUGACAAAGAAACCUCACCACAAGGUCCAUCCAGUUGCUGUUCUGAGUUUUUGAUCUCCAGAUCAGCUAAAAUGGAAAUUUGAAUAUCUAUAAUUGAGUAGCGGUGUUUCCAUUAACCUAUUAUCGCAUCAGAAAAGCUUAGUGGAAAUGUGAAAAUUUGAAAACACUUUUAUAUAUGUAUGUAUUACUACUUAUGAAAAAACUUCUGUGGAAUGGAAAUGCAUUUGUCACAUAAAUGACGUAGCGAAUGUUUAACUCAUUCACUCAGAACAUUUACAACUUGCCCAAUUGAAACAAAUUCCUGAAGAUCUCUCUCCAUUUUUCUCUCGUCAAGGCAAUAUAACUAUUUGUUUUGUUUCCAGUUGGCAACAUCUACUUCUUCUACUCUGGUUACUGGUGGAUUAUUUAAGCCUAUACCACCAUCUUCUGAUCUUUUGUCUCCCCCAUUUACAUCUUCUGACGUAGCCUAGUUUAUUCACUUCAAACCAGUUGAUGGAAAUACACUUAAUUCCCAUUUUCCUUCCCUUUUUUCAAAAGUUUGUUUAAAAUUCUCUUGCGAAUCUAAUGGAAACACGAUAGUGACAACUGGGCAAACUCUUUCUGUUGAGGAAGAUUGUGAGAUACAAUCAAAAGCAACAGCUACUAACUGGACCUUAUGGUGGGAUUGCUUUGUCAGAUCCCAAGAGGAGUGUCAGACAAUGCGGAGACCUUCCUGUAGGUUGCAUAAUUGUAAA
This is a messenger RNA of Thunnus maccoyii (southern bluefin tuna), 2475 nucleotides long. RefSeq names its product 5-hydroxytryptamine receptor 4-like. Gene Ontology annotation, cellular component: membrane. The coding region runs from base 553 to 1674 and encodes 373 amino acids. Gene Ontology annotation, molecular function: G protein-coupled receptor activity. The record is from RefSeq and is a predicted model, not a curated record. The transcript has a single exon. NCBI's taxonomy places the organism in Eukaryota, Metazoa, Chordata, Actinopteri, Scombriformes, Scombridae. Gene Ontology annotation, biological process: adenylate cyclase-activating adrenergic receptor signaling pathway.